Molecule: messenger RNA, 1617 nt
Organism: Rotaria socialis
Lineage: Eukaryota; Metazoa; Rotifera; Eurotatoria; Philodinida; Philodinidae
Source: the annotation of a GenBank genome assembly
AUGUCACUCAAUUACGAUGCUGUUCCAUUCGAAAUGAAUCCAUAUCAAACAUAUAUUAACUCAAAUUAUGGAAAUGGAUUUUUUCAACAACAAUAUAACGAUGGAAUUAUUUUAACAACGCCCAAACCUGAUUGGAAUCAAAUGAUUUUGUCAAAUUUUCAAAAGAAUUUUUAUAUAGAAUCACCUUUAGUUCAAAAUCGAUCUGUGACGGAUAUUCAACAGUUUUUAACCAAAAAUCAGAUAACAAUCGAUGGUAAUGCACCACGGCCAUUACUUAAUUUCGAUGAAGCUAAUUUUCCUGAACCAGUUAUGGAAACGAUAUUUCAAUCCGGCUUUCAAAAGCCAACACUCAUCCAAUCAUGUUCUUGGCCAAUAUUAUUAUCUGGCCUUGAUCUUAUUGGUAUUGCAUUAACCGGUUCAGGAAAAACAUUAGCAUUUAUUUUACCAGCAAUUAUUCAUGCUAGUCAUCAAGAAUUUGUUCGACCUGGCGAAGGACCUAUUGUUCUUAUCAUGGCACCAACACGUGAAUUAGUACAGCAAAUUUAUUCGGUUGCAAAUCAAUUUGGAAAAUUAGCACAAUGUAGAACAACAGUCAUUUUUGGUGGAGCACCAAAAGAGUCACAACGAAAUGCAUUGCUAAGCGGUGUUGAAGUAGUUAUUGGUACACCUGGCCGUUUGUUGGAUUUUAUUCAAGAAGGCGCUUUAAAACUCGAUCGUAUAACUUUUCUCGUGUUGGAUGAAGCCGAUCGUAUGCUUGACAUGGGUUUUGAACCACAAAUUCGUCAGAUAUGCGAGCGUAUUCGUUCAGAUCGUCAAACAACUAUGUUCAGUGCCACGUGGCCAAAAGAAGUUCGAAAAUUAGCCGAUUCAUUUCUGUCAACUAAUCGUGUUCAUGUGACAAUCGGAAAUGUUAUCUUAGCUGCAAAUCCAAGUAUUUGUCAGAUAAUUGAAGUGUGUACAGAAUCUCAAAAGCAAAAUCGAUUUAUAGAAAUACUUCAACAAAUAAUGUCAUUACACAAUGGUAAAACACUUGUUUUUUGUCAAACGAAACGACGUGUCAAUGAACUUUAUCUUGUGACAAAACAAAUGGGUUUUCCGGUUCUUUACAUACAUGGUGAUAAGCAACAAUCACAACGCGAUUUUACUAUGAAUGAAUUUCGUCGACGACAAAAAAUUAUUUUAAUUGCAACUGAUGUUGCUGCACGUGGUAUCGAUAUUCAAGAUAUUCAAUUUGUUAUCAACAUUGAUUUUCCAAAUCAAACUGAAGAUUAUAUUCAUCGUAUUGGUCGAACAGGACGAAAUACAGAAGCAUUUGGAACUUCGUAUACUUUUUUUACAUCUGACAAUGCUAAACAAGCACCUAGUCUUGUUCGAGUUUUACAAGAAGCUGGACAAAAUGUUAAUCAAGAUCUAAUGGAAAUGGCUCAAGAUCAAAGUUCUACAGCUAAUUUCAAACAUGGAUCAAAAAACCGACCGUGUCUUAAUCAACAGAGGAUGCCAUUUCAACCAUCGACAAAUAACAUCAACUCUUACCCUGUUCAUCAACCAGUUGAAUACAUUCCAUCGAUGCCACAACAACUAAGCUAUAUUACACCUCUUAUGUACAACCCAUUUUAG